This is a messenger RNA of Numida meleagris (helmeted guineafowl), 2536 nucleotides long. It is a transcript of the gene NR2F2, whose product is annotated as nuclear receptor subfamily 2 group F member 2. Lineage: Eukaryota; Metazoa; Chordata; Aves; Galliformes; Numididae. The record is from RefSeq and is a predicted model, not a curated record. Gene Ontology annotation, molecular function: retinoic acid binding; nuclear receptor activity; RNA polymerase II cis-regulatory region sequence-specific DNA binding. Gene Ontology annotation, biological process: cell differentiation; negative regulation of transcription by RNA polymerase II; anatomical structure development.
CGGUCCAGAGGGGCAGAAUGCCACCCACACAGCCAACUCACGGUCAGUUCGCCUUGACAAACGGGGACCCUCUCAACUGCCAUUCCUACCUAUCCGGAUAUAUCUCCCUUCUUCUGAGAGCAGAGCCCUACCCCACCUCCCGCUUUGGCAGUCAGUGCAUGCAACCCAACAACAUCAUGGGCAUCGAGAACAUUUGCGAACUGGCAGCUCGGAUGCUCUUCAGCGCGGUGGAGUGGGCCAGGAAUAUCCCCUUCUUCCCAGACCUGCAGAUCACAGACCAGGUGGCCCUGCUCAGGCUGACCUGGAGCGAGUUGUUCGUGCUCAACGCCGCCCAGUGCUCCAUGCCCCUCCACGUAGCCCCGCUGCUGGCAGCCGCCGGCCUCCACGCUUCGCCAAUGUCUGCUGACCGAGUGGUCGCCUUUAUGGACCACAUACGAAUCUUCCAAGAGCAAGUAGAAAAACUGAAAGCGUUGCAUGUCGACUCCGCAGAAUAUAGCUGUCUAAAGGCCAUAGUCCUCUUCACCUCAGAUGCCUGUGGUCUCUCUGAUGUAGCCCAUGUUGAAAGUUUACAGGAGAAGUCACAGUGUGCUUUGGAAGAGUAUGUUAGGAGCCAGUAUCCCAACCAGCCAACACGAUUCGGGAAGCUAUUACUACGUCUCCCCUCCCUUCGCACUGUCUCCUCUUCUGUCAUAGAGCAAUUGUUUUUCGUCCGUUUGGUAGGUAAAACCCCCAUAGAAACCCUAAUCAGGGAUAUGUUACUGUCUGGCAGCAGUUUUAACUGGCCUUACAUGUCCAUUCAAUAAAAUAUGAGAGAGAGAGAGAGAGAGAGAGAGAGAGAAAAUAAAAAUAAAAUAAAAAUAAAAAUUGAGAAGGGAGAUGAGAGUGAAAGGAAAGCAAAUGACAUUUGGGUUCUGGUUGUUUCCUAAAUUUCCUUCUGCUAAGAAAGGAUGUAAAAGGAUGAUACAAAGUUUGCUAAGUGAAGACAGGAAAAAAAAAAAUUAAUGGACUGUGAAUUAAAAAAGAGACUGUCACGUGAACUUUUACAGAAUGCAUUCAAAACUCCCGUGUCGCUCCGAAAAUAAAACUUGCUACUUAUCAUUUUUUUGUAAAAAAUUAAAAAAAAAUUUAAAAAAAGAGAGAAAAAAGAAAGAAAGAAAAAAAAAAGAGAAAGAAGAAGAAAGGAGACGGCGGUGGGCUUUUUCUUUUUUUCUUUUUUCUUCUUUUUUUUUUUUUCCUUUUCUUUUUUGGGGGUCAACUUUUUAAACAAUUCUCGCUUAAAGUGCAUUUAAAGGAAAUUUGGAGAAAAUUAGCAGAAUGGAAGAAAGUAAGUCUUUUUUUUCCAAAUUAUUAAUUGUCCUAUGUGUCUAUGUACCUAUAGCUGUUCUUUUUUGUAUUUUUCUGGUUUCAAACCAGUUUAUUCUGUGGUUCUAUAAUAAUUUUUGAUAUAAUCUUGGCUUCUUUAAAAAACAAAAAAAAAAGACAAAAAAAAAAAAAACAACUGUGUAUCCUUAAAAUAUAUGUUCUGAAAGAAUUAAAACUGAGUCCACGAACGUAUCGUAUAGGAAGAAAGGAAAAGAGAGAGAGAGAGAGAGAGAAACACAAACUCAACAACACGAUGAUGGAAGCGCACUUAAGGUGGUGACCCAAAAUCUAAGCUUGAAGCUGAGAGAGCUAUAAUUAUAUAGACCCGAAUGAACCACACGUGUCAUACAACUCCCCCCAAAUCUAGGUUUUUUGGUAUUUCGGACAGAAAAUGAACUGUGGGGAUUUAUUCUAGGUAGAAGGAACUGUGUCCAAGACACACUACGGUUUUGAUUUAAAAGCAAACAAACAAGCGAAGUGAACUUUUGUAAUUUGAAUUGGGUUCCACAUAGUUCAUCAUGAAUUGUUAUUAAACUCCUCUAUCUGUUUGUAUAUUUGCAAGCCCUUUGUAUUAUAAUAAUUGUUGAUAUUUUCCCUUUUUAAAAAAUACCAUUGAAAUCAGCAUGACAAAAUAACACUGUUGGCACUUAUAGAUAACGUGAUUGAUUCAGUAUCUUAGAGUUUACAGUUUUGUGUUUAAAAAAAAAAAACUGAAGGUUUUUUUUUGUUUUUUUUUUGUUUUUUUUUUUGUUUUGUUUUUUAAGUGCAACAUUUCUGUAUACUGUAAAAGUUAUAAUAACUGAACUGUUUGGUCGAGUCUUUGUGUGUUAUAUUCCAAGGAAAAUUGAAAGUAUUCAGAAAUUAAAAUAUUAUUUGAUAUCUGAAACCUGUUUGGCUGUCAUAAAUGUCUUUCAGAAACCGCAUUACUUCUCUAUAGUUUGCAGUCAUUUAGGCCCAUAGGCGAUUGAUUUGUUUACUUGUCACAGUAAGUUUGUAGCAGAUGUAUUGUAGUGUAUUUACCUGUUUAAUUCCGGGCUGGGGGCGGAGGACUGAAGUUCGUGGUUGAUCUGUGGUUUUAGGAAGCACCAUGCUGAAACGGUAAACCAGCAACCCCCAUUCAUCUAAUCCUCCUGUUAAUUAAAAAUGGAUUUUCUGGAAGGAAAAAAAAAAAAAA